Lolium rigidum is the source of this 501-nucleotide messenger RNA. RefSeq lists its product as uncharacterized. The transcript has a single exon. Lineage: Eukaryota; Viridiplantae; Streptophyta; Magnoliopsida; Poales; Poaceae. The coding region runs from base 1 to 384 and encodes 127 amino acids. The record is from RefSeq and is a predicted model, not a curated record.
AUGUCCCGGCGAUUCCUUCCGCCGAUUGUCCCACUGGUUCUGCUACUGCUAGCGUCGACCUCCUCACCGGCCACCGCCGCAGCCGAGGCGAUCUUGCAGUUGCACGUCGCGGAGGCGCCGUCCGCCGUUGGCUGCAGCCGGAGCGCGGCGGCGGCGGCGCAGGUGGUGGUGGAGAGCUGCACGGAGGACAUCGUCAGGUCCUUCUUCGGAGUCCGCGGCAGCGACGUCUGCUGCCACGCGCUGGAGGAGGUCGGCGCUGGGUGCUACCGCGCGGUCUUCUCCGGCUCACCGUUCGUGGAUAUCUACGCCACCAUCCUCGGUAACGUCUGCGGCCUCGCCGCUGCUCCAGCUCCUAGCCCCGGCGCAAUGCGCAUGACAGAAUGAUCGUACUAGGACUAUAUGCAGGCCUGCUAGUGUGCUAGGAUCGACAAUUCGACGUAGUAUUAAAAGAUCCUAGCAAUGGAUGUUAGUAUCAUGGAAAGUUAAAUUAAGGUUGGGCCC